AUGCGGCAGCUGCGGGCCCCGGCGCCGGCGCCUACCGCCCCGAAGAACGACGUCUCACCAGAGAAGCCAUGGAGCGAUACCUUCGCGAUCGUUCCGAUAUGGUUGUGGUCAUUCUACAUGCAAAAGGUCGCACAAAAGUCUUAUGGUAACGAGAAGAGGUUUUUUUGCCCUCCACCCUGUAUCUAUCUGUUCGGAGAUGGCUGGAGACUGAGGCGAGAGAGAAUGCUUCGAGAAGGUGAGACAGAACAAGCCUCACAGCUAUGUGCAUUCAUAGGAAUUGGAAAUUCCGAUCAGGACAUGCAGCAGCUAGAUCUUAAUAAUGGCAAACAAUACUGUGCCGCUAAAACCUUGUACAUAUCAGACUCAGAUAAAAGGAAGCAUUUUAUGUUAUCUGUAAAAAUGUUUUAUGGUAAUGGCCAUGACAUUGGUAUCUUUAAUAGUAAGAGGAUAAAAGUAAUAUCUAAGCCAUCGAAGAAAAAGCAGUCACUGAAAAAUGCUGAUUUGUGUAUAGCUAGUGGAACUAAAGUUGCUUUAUUCAAUAGACUGAGGUCACAAACUGUAUCAACUAGAUAUCUCCAUGUUGAGAAUGGUAAUUUCCAUGCAUCGUCAACACAAUGGGGUGCUUUUACAAUUCACCUAUUGGAUGACAAUGAGAGUGAAUCGGAGGAGUUUGCCGUCAGAGAUGGAUACGUCCACUAUGGCUCUACAGUAAAACUUGUGUGCUCAGUCACAGGCAUGGCGCUGCCUAGGCUCAUUAUUAGAAAGGUAGAUAAACAGAUGGCUUUGCUGGAGGCCGAUGACCCUGUCUCUCAACUUCACAAAUGUGCGUUCUACAUGAAGGACACAGAGCGCAUGUACUUAUGUCUCUCCCAAGAAAGGAUCAUACAAUUUCAAGCUACUCCUUGCCCCAAAGAGCCUAACAAAGAAAUGAUUAAUGAUGGAGCAUGUUGGACUAUCAUAUCUACAGAUAAGGCAGAAUAUCAGUUCUAUGAGGGAAUGGGUCCAGUGAGAUCACCGGUUACCCCCGUCCCGUUAGUCCAUUCGUUAAACCUAAACGGUGGUGGUGAUGUAGCAAUGUUGGAACUAGCUGGGGACAACUUUACACCCUCCCUGCAAGUCUGGUUUGGUGAUGUGGAAGCGGAGACGAUGUACCGCUGCGCCGAAUCGAUGCUGUGUGUUGUACCAGAUAUUUCGCAAUUCAGAGGACAGUGGCUCUGGGUUCGACAACCGACACAGGUGCCAGUGUCCUUAGUAAGAAACGAUGGCAUAAUUUACGCCACUGGCCUGACUUUCACUUAUACCCCGGAGCCAGGACCUCGUCCGAUCUGUCCGCCUGUCGAUGACGUCAUGCGGCCAGAACCGGCCUGGCACCACGACGCGCACAACACCCACAGACUGCCCGAUAACAGCCUGCAAUAG
Messenger RNA from Leptosia nina, 1419 nucleotides. Lineage: Eukaryota; Metazoa; Arthropoda; Insecta; Lepidoptera; Pieridae. The record is from the annotation of a GenBank genome assembly.